AUGGUUGGUGUGAAAGCAGCAAAUGGAGAUCAGCAUCAUCUUAGAGCCCUCAUAGAUUCUGGUUCUCAAAUUUCAGUAAUUACAGAGAGAGCAGCGCAGAUUUUAGGAUUAAAACGACGUAGGUGCAAGGGCACUAUCUUCGGCGUCGGUCCGACUAGCGAAGAACCCAUAGCACAGCAGACUUACCUUGGCUGGAUCCUCUGCGGCUCCGUCAAAUCAUAUCAAUGUAACGUCAUGGUACAUAACAAUUAUGACGACUUACAAAGAUUCUGGGAAUGCGAAGACAUUUCCCUAGAAAAGGAGAUGACGUCAGAAGAUGAAUUUUGUCUUCAAUAUUUUUCUAAAACAACUAAAAGGUUGGAGGAUGGAAGAUUUGAGGUUCGUUUACCUAUUAUAGAAGAAUUAAAGCAUAAAUUAGGGUCAUCAAAAACUACAGCAUUAGCACAGUAUCAGAGUUUAGAAAGGAGAUUGGAUCAAAAUAUAGCAUUAGCAAACGACUAUAAAAGGUUCAUGCAGGAGUACAUGGAUCUAAGUCAUAUGGAACGAUCAGCAUCUGAAAGAAAAAUGGAGUUCUACUUACCUCAUCAUGGUGUUAUCCGAGACAGCUCCACCACAACGAAGCUACGCGUAGUAUUCAACGCAUCAGCAAAGUCUUCGAGUGGAUAUAGCUUAAAUGAUAUAAUGUACAAGGGGCCCAAUCUUCAGCAGGAUCUACAGCAGAUAAUUUUGAAAUGGCGUCAGUUUAAAUUCGCUUAUACAGCAGACAUCGAAAAGAUGUACAGGCAAAUUUGGGUGUUUCCCGAAGAUCAAGCAUAUCAGAGGAUAUUUUGGCGGGAGUCUAAAGACCAACCUGUGCAAGUAUAUCAAUUAAAAACAGUAACUUACGGAGAAAAAGCAGCAAGUUUCUUAGCAAUAAAUUGUUUAAAGCAGUUAGCAGCAGAAGAGAAGAAGAAGUAUCCAGAAGCAGCGAAAGAAGUAGAAGAAAGCUUCUUCGUAGACGACUUUUGUGGAGGUCAUCAUACUUUACAGCAGAGCAAGCAAUUACAGGCAGAUUUAAUUGAGCUUCUAAAAUCAGGAGGUUUCAAUUUACGAAAAUGGAGGUCAAAUGAAAAGCAACUUCUAGCAGAUUUAGAUACAGAGCAGUGCGACAAGCAGACGUACGAAUUUAAGCAUAUGGAGUCGACGAAAACUUUGGGUCUAAGCUGGGAUCCCCAAGCCUUCUCGCUGUCGUGGUCGUAG
This is a messenger RNA of Aricia agestis (brown argus), 1239 nucleotides long. RefSeq lists its product as uncharacterized. The coding region runs from base 1 to 1239 and encodes 412 amino acids. Lineage: Eukaryota; Metazoa; Arthropoda; Insecta; Lepidoptera; Lycaenidae. The transcript is spliced from 3 exons. The record is from RefSeq and is a predicted model, not a curated record. Gene Ontology annotation, biological process: proteolysis. Gene Ontology annotation, molecular function: aspartic-type endopeptidase activity.